AGUAGGUGAGUCAAAUGUUUAAGCAACACCAAACUAAGGAAUUUUGCAGUUCUGUUCUUGUGCAUUAUCCUGUUCUAGCAAAGUGAGAAGUGCACACUUGGACUGCUUAAAGAAGAAAUUUACCUUCAACAGACCAGGCAGCAAGCCUCCUCAAUAUAACUGAACCAGCUUGGGGUGGCUCCUGCUCACUGGUGUUUGGAUCUGACCAGGAGCUCGGAUGUGCGACUCUUGUUCCGCCUUUGAUUUCAGUGCACCCUGGAGAGGUUUUAAAGACACGGUUUGUGUCCUCCCACUGCCAGCUCUUACCGGGCAUGUCGCUUGCUGUCGGCUCCAGUGGCAAAAGAACCGAGUUUGCUCACCAUGAAGAGCAUUGUGCAGCCGAUCGCGUUGUGGGGAAAGAAAGCACCGUCUCAUUCCAUCUGUGCUCUAAUGCUCACUGAUGACCAGGGGACUAUAGUGACGGGAAGUUGGGAGGGACAGAUUUGCCUCUGGAACCUGUCACCUGAUUUCAAGACUUUACCUCGGAUCUUGCUGUUUGGCCAUACUGCUUCAAUUACUUCCCUUGGUAAAGCAAGUGAGAAACAGCCAUACAUCGUCAGUGCAGCAGAAAAUGGGGAGAUGUGCCUUUGGAAUGUCACCAGUGGCCAAUGCAUUGAACAUACAAAACUGCCCUUCACUCACACUUCCAUCUAUUAUUAUUACCGUUCCUUUCGGAUGUCAGGUGAUGGCUGGUUGCUUUGCUGUGGACAGUAUCAGGACAUUUUAGUCAUUGAUGCACGUAGCCUGGAGCUUCUCCACGCUCUCGUUUCAUCUGCAACUCCGGACUGGAUCAGCUCAAUGUGCAUUGUCCGCUCCCAAAGAAUUCAAGAGGAUUCGUUGGUUGGUAUCUCGGUAACAGGAGAGCUAAAGGUGUGGGACUUGUCAUCAUCAGUCAAUGGAGUUCAGGCCAGAGAGAAUGUUUAUGAAACAGAGUCCAAGACACUUCAGUGUUUCCACUGUCAAGCUGUCUGCUUUUGCACUUACACAGAGCGCUUACUGUUGGUAGUUUGCUCUGAUUGCUGGAAGGUUUUUGAUUAUUGUGACUUUUCAUUGCUGUGCUUUGUGAACUGCAAAGACGGCCAUCACUGGGCAGGUGGCGAAGUUUUAGCUGCAAACAAGAUAAUUGUCUGGACAGAGGACGGCCAGAGCUACAUUUACCAGCUGCCUGACAGGUGGGCUCAGGUGGGAAAACCUCAAGAGAAGUUCAGCAGCUUGUUCAAAACUGGCAUCUUUGUCUCCCAUGAACACUCGUUAAGUGAGACUGUUACCCCUCGUCUGCUUUGCUACACGUCAAGUGAUAUUAGCAGUAAGUUUUUUCAGGCAAUUCUGAUUUUCAUCAAUGAGCGUAAAGAGCCUUUUCAUAAGAUUCUCUUCUGUGGUGAAGCAUCAGGAAGAAUUUCCAUGUGGCAUAUUCCUGAUGUUCCGAUGGCCAAUCGUGAUGGCUCCCCGCAAGAGAUUAAGAUGGCUGCAACUUUGAGCCUUCAGGGAGCAUUUGAACAGCACAAGAUCUUGACAGAAGAAAUAACAGACCAGUUGGAUGUACAUGUGAAUGGAAUUCAGACUGGUUUGAUCACUGCCAGUGUUUAUAUUCCAAAUCUAGAAAAACUUGUAUGUGGAUGUGAAAAUGGACGGAUAAUAAUUACCUUGGGUUUGCAUGCUGCACGAGCUCAACUCCUUGAAGAACAUUUUUUCUUAAAAGCUUGGUUACCCCACAGGAUUCUGGUCGGGCACUGUGGCCGGGUUACCUGCCUCCUCCACCCGCACAGUAAAUCUGCAACCUUUGACGCCAGCUGGCUGGCCUCGGGAGACGAGGAAUCGUGUGUGAUCUUGUGGAACAUGUUCAAAGGAGAGGCUCUGCACAAAUUUGUGCUGCAUGCAGGCCCAGUUCUGAACCUAUCCGUGUGCCCAGAGGAAUGCAGUCCUGAGAUGCGCCAGACUAUUUGCUGUGUAGCAAAUGAUAAUUCUGUGGCGUUGCUGAGCCUUCAGUGUCGAGCUUGCCUGAUGCAUGCAAGGAAACAUCUCUCCCCUGUGAGUCUAAUAAAAUGGCGCCCAGCAGAAGACCUCCUGAUCGUCGGAUGCAAAGAUGGAGCAGUUUAUGUCUGGGACAUUGAGACUGGAACACUUGAUCGACAUGAGACUGGUGAGACAGCAAAGGCAAUCAUUGGUUCCUGUGAAGAUUCACCGUCUAUAUUCAUGAAUGCAAUUGAUUCUUUAUCCAUGGGAGCUAGACCUCUUGAUCCAGUCAAAAAGAAGAGUUGCAAGCAAUAUGGAUCUUUCAAAUUGAGCACAUCUCCAACUACUUUCCACACAUCAGAGUUUGCAUUUCCAGACCCCACCCCACAAGCAUUCACAAUCCAGCCAGUGAAGGCAAAAUGGAGUGACGGUGCCAUCCACGUGCUGUUGUUCGACGUCAGCACCAUUUGCGAACAGCUGCUCUCGUAUCAAGAAAAGGAACAGAAGUUGCAAAGUACUGUCCAAAGCCAUGAGAUGUUAAAGAGGCCAGCUAGCGUCGACUGUAAGAAACCACCAAUGUCUUUAAAAAGAAACAAGGCACCGACAAAUCUCUGUCAGACGAAUAGUUUGGUAAAAGAUUUGGUCCGUGAGCAUUUCUAUUACAAUGAGCACAAUGCAGGUGGAUUUGGGAGGGAAGGAGCUGGAAUUAGCAAACACAAAACAAAACCCAAAGGCACUAAAAAGGCUACAGUAUCAGCAGUGAAAAAAAUGGAUGUUAAUGUGGCCACAGACGCAGCCAAGUUACUAAUUUCCUGUCUCUUUCCCUGGGGUGUGGAUAGGGAUCUAGAUGAACUCUGCAUUAAGCAUCUGGGGAUGUUUCAGCCUCGCUGUCCAGUGUCCUUUGGCCUUUUGUCACAGGAUGAUUAUUUGUCUCUCCUUUUACCGGGAUGGUAUGAAUUCAAUCAAGAGAUGACAAAGGACCAUGUAUUCUGCAGCAAGAUAUCAAAUAAAGUUCUGGACCUUGCAAAACAAGUCUCAAAUAUUACCCAAGCUUGUACUGUUUCUAUGGCGGAAACCUUGAAUGAUGAUGCAGAUGGAAACUUUCAGUCAGAAAUGACAUCUUAUUUAUUAUCUGUCAUCUUGUUAGUCAACCUACAGAUGAGAAUGCCUUUCCCGUCCAAGGGGAAUGAAAUGCAUAACAUAGUGAGACAACAGAAAGUGGAAUGCCUGCGUGGUAAAGGAGCGGAUGCAUCACACCUGUCCGUCUCUCCAUUUACAGGAGAAGCGUCCCAAAAUAGAUCUUUCUGCCCAUACUGGAGCUUAAGCAAAGAAGUAAGCUACGAUGUCCUUGCCAAUUUGAUCACCAGCUGGCAAUUCCAAUCAGUAGAGCUAUUGGAAGCAACACAAGCCAUGUUACUAGCAGAGGUUCAAAGGAUUUUGGGAACUUUGACAAAGAAAACAGUCGACAGCCAACCUUUAAUUGGAGUCCAGAAUGGAAACGGUGAGCCAAAGACAGGGUCACAACUUGAACAAAGAGAACUGCAAGAGAAGAAGAAAAGUACCAGAGCAAACAGAUCAGCUUCAGUCAAUGUGGUCACAGAUGACUGCAGCCCAGACCUGGCAAAGCACCAAGGACCCAAGGAGGUGGCUGAUGGAUGUGCCUUUGAAGAGUCUGACAGUCCAGAUAGUCUGCGAGAGUGGCCUAUGUCCCGAAUCUGCUUUUGCAAAGUCUGCUGAAAGAACAAAGGGAAUUCUCCUGUAUACCAUUUCUGACGGUUUGUUCCUUGAUAAAGUCCAACUUGCGAAGACAAAAUUGUGGAAGCUCUCCAGAAGUCUGGUUUGUUUGUGGUUGAAUGAGUCUGCAAUGUUGUUUGGAAACAGUGAAGAAUUUUAAGAUGUGAAAGAAAUAGUAAAAUAUUGCAGUCACAUAACUAUGUAUAAAGAAUUGUAAGGACUUUCAGUGCAACUCUUGGAUUUUUAGUGUGGCUUACAUUCCUUGAGUAGAGUAUGUAAUAAAUCUGACCUGAUAUUUAUUGGCAGUAAAAAUUAUACUGUUUUGUGUCUUUUGAAUGCUAAUCAGUCGAAUUCAAGAUUCUUCUGAUUUAUUUUGAAAUCUUAUAUUUGAUGAAACAGACUAUAAAAGGUAUUGAUAAACAAAAGAAAAUCUGCAGAAGUUGGAAAUCCAAGCAACACACACAAAAUGCUGGAGGAGCUCAGCAGGCCAGGUAGAAUCUAUGGAAAAGAGUAAACAGUUGACAUUUCAGACCAAAGCCCUUCAUCAGGACUGGAAAGAAAGAUGAGAAGUCAGGAAUAAGAAGGUGGGGGGGGAGCGCAGGGAGGAAGAAGUACAAGGUGGUAGGUGAUAGGUGAAACCGAGAGAGGAGGAGGGAGUAAAGUGGAAGUUGGUCGCUGAAAGAGAUAAAGGGCUGAUAAAAGAGGAUAGAAGACUAUGGAAGAAAGGGAAGGAGGAGGAGUACCAGAGGAGGUGAUGAGCAGGUAAGGAGAUAAGGUGAGAGAGGGAAUCAGGAAUGGGGAAUGGUGUGAAGAAAAUAUGGGGGUAAUUACUGGGGCAUAUUCCAUCUAGGUAGCCUUCAACCUGAUGGCAUGUAUUUUGUCUGUGUAGCCUCCAACCUGAUGGGCAUGAACAUCAAUUUCUCGAACUUCUGGUAAUUGCCCCUCCCACUCCUCCUUUCACUAUUCCCCAUUCCUGUUUCCCUCCAGUCCCUCCAGUCCCUCUCCAUCCAUCUCUCUUGCCAUUCUGACCACCCCCUCCCACCUAAAGUUCUCUGGAUGGUGGGUUCAGGUGAUUGGGACAGUGCUGUAUGCCUCAUAGGCCUGGCUAUACCUGUCAGAUUUGGUGGUGGAGGUUUAGAGAAGAGGGCAGUUGAUAAUCUGAGGGAAAUCAUGGGAAUAAUAAGGGACAGAUACUGUGGAAGGAGGCAGGGGAGUUGUUGGCUGACUCUCUCUGGGAGUGACACACACAAAGUGCUGGAAAAUCUCAGCAUUUAUGGAGAGGAAUAAACAGUCGACCUUUUGGGCCAAGACCCUUCAUCACAGGCCCAAAACAUUGCUUACUCCUCUCCAUAGAUGGUGCCUGACCUACUAAGUUCCUCCAGCACUUUGUGUGUCUGUUGCUCAAGAUUCCCAGUAUUUCCUGUUCUCAUGUUUAUGAUUUCUCUGAGAAUGGUUUAGACAACCAUGUCUGAAAGCUCACUCGACUGGCAAUUACCAAAUUGGCUCCCCUGUAUUAGCUGUCAAAAGUUAUUGUGCCCAGGGUCUUCCCUUCCAUUAAACUUGUAUCCCAAAGUGGAAGGUGUGUUUAUUUUAUUUCCCUAGAGGAUCCUGGCCUGUCCUUAAUCAGAUACCAGGGUCAGAAAGCUUUGCUUUUAGAGCUCUGCUUAAAAAAAACAGCUGCUGAAGCCUUUAGGUUAAUGAACACUCUUCUCAAUAUUAUUCUUUUUGUAUACUUUCCUCCCUGAUUGAAGUACCUUAACCAAUACAGUUUCAUGUAGCUAUUAUCUUCGUGAAAUGGAAUCCUCGAUCUUUCCAGCCUUGCCCCCAUCAACUCAUCCCUGUCCUAACUCUCCGCACUUAAGAGGUGCUGCAUCCAAAACUCUUUAGUGAGAGGUGUCAUGCGAACGGUUGAACUUAGCAGCCUUUACAGUAAGCAGUGCUAGGUAGGGACCUAACUUAACCAGCAACAUAACUUGCCAUUCAGCAAGCCACCAGAUGGCUAAAGUGAUUGAACUAAUACUGGAGUCAAGCUGCAGCCAGGAAAAGCCAGGUUUAAAAAAAAUUGUUACGUGUCGGUGAAAUCAUCACAAACUGAGUAGGAAUCCUCUCCUGAAUUCCACUUGCAAUUCCUGGGUCUCCCCAGCUCGAAUGCCCUUUCCACUCUAAUACCCUUGGGUAUAUUUAAGGCGGAGGAUGAUAGAUUCUUGAAUAGUCAGGGCAUGAAGGGAUACAUGGCGAAGGCAGGAGAUUGGGGCUGAGAGGGAAAUGAAUCAGCCAUGAUGAAAUAGCAGAGCAAAUGCGAUGGGCCAAAUGGCCUAAUUUUGCUCCUCUAUCUUGUGGUCUUAUAAUUGUCUAAAAAAAUCUUGGCAACCUCCCAACAGCUACAUCAUUUUCUCAGACCACCAGAAGUACUAACUGCUGCCAAAUUUUGCUCCUGCCGCUUCACCGGGAAAUAUCACUCGGCUGCUUAAUUUCUUCAGGUCAUGAAUUCUUCACAACCAAGGCUCAGUUGAAGAGAAGUCUGUGAAUUUGAAUGCCCUGUCUGUGUCGAGUGCACCAGUACUAUAGAUAAUUAGAAAAUGUUCUGCAAACAAAUGAUUGUUCCCAAGUUAAUUUGUGUUAAGUUUUUACAGGUAAAAUAAAAUUA
Molecule: messenger RNA, 6373 nt
Organism: Mobula hypostoma (lesser devil ray)
Lineage: Eukaryota; Metazoa; Chordata; Chondrichthyes; Myliobatiformes; Myliobatidae
Product: WD repeat-containing protein 72-like
Exons: 20
Coding region: 361-3729 (1122 amino acids)
Biological process (GO): protein localization to plasma membrane
Cellular component (GO): cytoplasm
Molecular function (GO): protein binding
Source: RefSeq, a predicted model, not a curated record